CAGAAUCAAAGCUUAUAUAGUUAUUUUAUUAUACAAAAAAUUCAUCAAUUAUGAAGUACAUGGUUUUUAUUAUUGUAUCAUUUCUUAUAUUCUUCAAAACUUUUGCUUUUAAAGCUUUUGAUCAAUGUGAUAGAGAUUUUACUGAUUUUGAUGCCACUUCAGGCAUUAAAUUCCUGUCAAAUCAUCAGAUCGAAUUAACAUUAGAAGGACCAAACUCAAGAGAAAAUCCUGGAAAUUUGCCAUGUUGUGUGCAACAGGGGCCAAUGAUUAUUAGUAAUUAUACGUUUCAUAAUAGAGAUCACUCCCUUAUUUAUACUAUUGUACCAGAAAAUAAACGUAUAUUGGUAAAUGGAUACACUAGAACAGAUAUCAUAAAUGCGAAUGAUUGUUCGAGUGGAAACUUUGAUUGUAAUUCACUUUAUCAAGGAUCAUUUAUUUACACGCGGGCUGAUAAUUAUGAUCCCACGAAAUUUUUCAAACCAGGAGAGAAUAUCGGGGUGGGAAUAACUAUAUAUUCUGCUUGUUUCCAUCACUUAGAAACGGUUUGCUUAACUACUUGUAGGUAUACCGGUGGUUUAAUUUAUACUCCACCACAAUAAAUGGAUUUUUUUUUUUUGAUAUGCGGAUUUACUAUGAAAUUCCGAUCAUCAGAAUCCCGUUAUAACACAAACUCGGCGCUCACAAUCCUGAUUAUCC
Molecule: messenger RNA, 696 nt
Organism: Rhizophagus irregularis DAOM 181602=DAOM 197198
Lineage: Eukaryota; Fungi; Glomeromycota; Glomeromycetes; Glomerales; Glomeraceae
Source: RefSeq, a predicted model, not a curated record